Messenger RNA from Paramecium sonneborni, 725 nucleotides. NCBI's taxonomy places the organism in Eukaryota, Ciliophora, Oligohymenophorea, Peniculida, Parameciidae. The record is from the annotation of a GenBank genome assembly.
UUUAUUAUUAUUUAAAUUUUUAAUGGCACUUAUAAACAUUACAAAUAUAGUUUUUGACCAAGGCACAGCUCUUUUCAAUACUCCAAUUCAAAUGCAAAUAACAUUUGAAGUAAUGAGAUAACUAGAUUAAGAAAUUGACUGGAAGUAUUAUAAUUUAAUAUGUUAGACUCAUCUACAUAGGAUGUCCUAAUGAUAAUAAAUAAGAUCAAGUUCUUGAGCAAUUUUCAAUGCCUCCUCUUUAAUAAGGAACAAUGUAAUUUACUUUAAUGAGUCCUGGCCCAAAAUUCGAAUUAAUAUCAUCCAAAGAAAAUUUAUUUGGCGCGACUGCAAUAAUACUUAGCGUGAAAUAUAGAAAUCAAGAAUUCUUUAGGGUAUUUUGUUUGACUUAAACAUUAUCAUAGGUUGGGUAUUAUGUUUAUAAUUCGUACUUGGAUCCAGAUUUAAUUGAGAAUGAUCCUCCUUAUGUUGUAAUUGAUAAAGUAUAUCGACAAAUUAAUACUUCAACACCAAGAAUUACAAGAACCAACAUUGAUUGGGAAGGAUAAAUGGUUUAGCUUUAUAUUAACCCAUAAUAAUCCAAUAAUUUAUUGAUGUUCUAAUAACAACCAAUAUUUAAUGAUAUUACUAAUAGCCAUUAAGAGAAGUUGAAUUAACAAUAUUAUUUAGAAUAAUAAAACAAAUAUAAUCUUCCUAACUAAGGUGUGAGCUUGUAAAGUAUUUUUUGA